Coregonus sp. 'balchen' is the source of this 1424-nucleotide messenger RNA. Lineage: Eukaryota; Metazoa; Chordata; Actinopteri; Salmoniformes; Salmonidae. The record is from the annotation of a GenBank genome assembly.
AUGUCACAACAGACAACAGACAGGAACAUAGUGAAUGAUGUCACAACAGACAACGCCAGGAACAUGGUGAAUGAUGUCACAACAGACAACACCAGGAACAUAGUGAAUGAUGUCACAACAGACAGGAACAUAGUGAAUGAUGUCACAACGGACAGGAACAUAGUGAAUGAUGUCACAACAGACAAUGCCAGAAACAUAGUGAAUGAUGUCACAACAGACAAUGCCAGGAACAUAGUGAAUGAUGUAACAACAGACAAUGCCAGGAACAUAGUGAAUGAUGUCACAACAGACAAUGCCAGGAACAUAGUGAAUGAUGUCACAACAGACACGAACAUAGUGAAUAAUGUCACAACAGACAACGCCAGGAACAUGGUGAAUGAUGUUACAGAAUGUCACGCCCUGACUCAGAGGACGCUUAUAUGUUGAGUCAGGGUGUUUAUAUUCCUAUGUUGUAUUUUCUAUGUUUAGAUCUAGUAUGUCUAGAUCUAUGUUGGCCGGUGUGGUUCACAAUCAGAGGCAGCUGUCGCUCGUUGUCUCUGAUUGGGGACCAUACUUAGGCAGCCUAUUGGCACUAGUGGGUUGUGGGAUCUUGUUCCGUGUGAGGUAUGUUGUUUGUGUACCUUGGACUUCACGUUUCGUUUAGUUUGUUGUUGUUUAUUCGGUUCAAAUAAACAUGUAUGCAUAUCACGCUGCGCCUUGGUCUGACCCGUCUGUGAACGAACGUGACACAGAAACUGGACUUUUUAAUUUUUAAAAACCGUUACACCCCUAUUAAAUACUAUCCACUCUAAACUUCCUCGGUCAAACAGAUCGAAAAUAAGUCUGGGGGAAUUAACAACGUUCAACAGUUUGGGAUGGAAUGUGAACACAAACUGUAUCAGUCGUGAUAUUAUAUUGGAAUGGAAGUCUGCUUAUUCAAGGAAACCUCAACUAUGCCCAAGUCCUUAUUGGAGAGAAGAGAUAUUAUUAAAGUGGCUGAAAGACUGCAGCUUUCUGAAAUUCUUGUUGUGAAGAACAACACAAUACGUACAGUCCAGCCCAUUCCUGCCCAGUUGGUACCAAUCAAAAAUAGCUUGUUCAUUCGAGCUACCCGCUCUUGCCCCAUCCCUUGCUGGUGCGUAGGCCAGUGUUAUUUGGUUUGGGUAGAUCAUGGCUGUUGUAGUGUAUGGCUGAAGGGGGCAUGAGGCUCCCUUCAUGUAAAUGUCACGUUGUUUCAGAGGCCUUCCUGUGUGUUUAACCAGCUGUACUGCUGCCUCUCUGACCAAAGAGUACUCCGGCUCUAUGACCAAAUGGUACACCGGCUUCAAUUGCUGCCCUCUUUGGCAGCUUGCCUCCAAAAUGUCCCCCAGCGGUUUCAGGCCUUUUCGACAGCGAGCGUGAAAGCUUCCAGCCUGUCAGGGGAGGAGAGAGUGAACGAUGACUGA